Panicum virgatum (switchgrass) is the source of this 1159-nucleotide messenger RNA. RefSeq lists its product as uncharacterized. The transcript has 2 exons. The record is from RefSeq and is a predicted model, not a curated record. Lineage: Eukaryota; Viridiplantae; Streptophyta; Magnoliopsida; Poales; Poaceae. The coding region runs from base 408 to 836 and encodes 142 amino acids.
AGUGUGCAUUAAAGAUAAGGACAAACACUCACACCCACCUGUAAUCAUGCAUGCUUCAUCCAGAGACAUUUUUUAGAGUUUUAUAUAGGGACGCUUCAUCAUCCAGAGAUAUCUUCCUUUAAUUUGUUAUACGAAACCCGUGUGCUCUGCAGCUGCCGCCGCGCUAAACCCGGCCUCCUAAAGUCAAGCUUCCGUGCGUGUAUAAAAACGACCACCUGCUGCAGCUGAGGCUUAUCACUAAGCAAGUGCUAGUCUCUCUCCAAUCCAUUCUCAUCACCGGCCCAGUUUAAAGAUUUAGACUCGCUCACAACCUGGGUUUCUUCUUCAAUGCAACUCAACCCUGCGACUUGAGAUUGUUCUCUGCUGUGGUACUUCCGUACUUGGACAUACAAGAGACAGGCGUGACGAUGGGCUCUCUCAUGGCUGGCUGGGACUCGCCGGUUCUUGGUGACGACAAGAAAGUUCACGCGCGGCGGAACCGGUCGCUGACCAAGGAGGAGGUGGAGGCGUUCUGGAAGCAGCGCCGGAGGUCGGAGGAGGAGAGCCCGUUCGGGAGCUUGGACAAGGCGGCGGGGUCGUCCCCGGGCGGCGGUAGCAGUAGCACCAAGGCCGGCGCGUCGUCGUCCCCGACUCCGAGGGUCCGCGUGGACGGCUUCGGCCACGACGACGGCGGCGCCGCGGACAGCCCCAGCAAGAGCCGGGACUGGUGGACUCGGAGCAGCUGGGCGUUCCUGAACGAGCCGCCCCAGGAGGAGCCGCCCUCCGGCAGGGCGCACAGCUACGCUCCGCAGUUCCACGUCGUCGCCACCAGCUGCGACGCCUCUCUCUCUCAUUAGCUAGUGAGGACCAACCCGCACAUGCACCAGCGCCUAGCGGUUUCCGCCACACUAGUAUAUACUUAGUAUGUUCUGCUGAUGUGCACAUAUGUAUACGGGACCGUAUGCAUGCGUAUUAUGUUUACCCGUUAUUUUUUUGGGCCUAUUAAUUAUGUAUGUAGCAGUCUAGCAUAUGCGGCGAGCGAGAUCCUAGUGUUGGUGAAAAUCGUGCUGCUUAUCGUUUGUGCAUCCUUUAAGUACGGGAGAUUUUCCAAUGUGUACUCUAAAACACAUCUGUAUAAGUUUGCUGAAAGAAAGAAUAAGUAGUUUGCUCAUUGGUGCAA